Messenger RNA from Gymnodraco acuticeps, 7879 nucleotides. RefSeq names its product crystallin beta-gamma domain containing 2 (gene crybg2). The record is from RefSeq and is a predicted model, not a curated record. Lineage: Eukaryota; Metazoa; Chordata; Actinopteri; Perciformes; Bathydraconidae. Bases 145 to 6963 code for a protein of 2272 amino acids. The transcript has 24 exons.
CGGCAUAUGUCAUCUGUCAACAAGUGCCAUCCGUGCACUUUCCCCACUUCGCAGAUCAGGUUAAUAACCGACCAUAAGCGGGAAAGUAGUUGUGACUCUGUGUAAGGACAAAUACCCUCGGUGGCUUUACGCACAGCGGCAGAGAUGGCGAAGAGUUCCUCCAGAAAGACUCUGAAAAGUUUGUUCUCCAGGAGCGAAGCCAACCUGACAGAUUCGGUGGACAAGGACAAGAAUGAGGGAGAGAAGAAGAGAUUCAAGUUCUUAAAGUUCAAGACAAAGCCGAAGAGUGACCCUGCCCCCGUCCCGACUAAUGAGAGCCAGCAGCUGCACAGUGCUGUUGAGGAUGGAGAAGCAACGUCUGACAACAUCACCUCAGACAACAAGAGGUCUUCUCUCUACGGCACCGCACCCAGGUCAAAGAACAAAGAGUUGAGCUACUCAGAGUUGGACCUGCGAAAGCCAAAAAGGUUUGCUACCUUCUCCUUUGGUUUUAAAAAGAGAAGAAAGAAUGAAGAGGGAAUCUCUAAGAGCGUAUUUGGCCUUCAUCGACCUGAUAUUGAAGAGCAAGAGGAGACUCCUUCGGACCUCAGUCAGUUGGAGUCGGAUCAGGCCAACAGGAAGUUCAGCAUGUCUCAACCAGAGCUGGACACCUUCGAUACAUUCGACAUCCCUUCUCCUCCCCCUGUGACCACAAACCAAUCAGAAUCAUAUUUUAUUCUCCAAAACCAAUCACAGUCAUCUGGUUCAAGUAUAUUUGACGUACAUAAGGAACCACAGAAAGCACCGAUUGCUACCAUCCCUGAGAUGGAUAAUCUGGGCUCAUUGGAGGAGAAAGAGAACAUUCCUGUUCAUUAUAACUCCGAUCCAUCUGCUCCUAAGACUCUAACAGAAGCCACCUCCGAAAACCAAACUGUACCUAGCCAACCAGCUAGCCAGCCUUCAAGCUCUGAUCACAAAGCUGUCGCUGGUAACCCCACAAGCAAUGAUUUGAGUGACAAUGAUAUUCUGCAGCAGUUUAAUACAACAGAAAUCCCUUUCACCGAAUCCCCCAGAGUUACAGUAUCACAUAAUCAACCUGAAGCCCCUGACAUAGCUUCCACGCAAAAUGGCAAACUCUCACUAGCAGGUGUUGACUCUAAAAUUGACGCUACAAUUACCGACUCAAUCCCUGCUCCUCACCCUAAAGACUCAACUGUAGUCACAGAUUUAACUUCUGUCCACCAAGAAUUCUCAAUUUCUGGAUCUGAGAAAUCUACUCCUGAAACUGCCUCGAGUGUAAUCACAACUUCAGCUGUUGGUAAGGAAAAUAGUUCUCCUGUCAGCGAAUAUGCUGCUUAUGGAGCUUUGUAUGACUCUCUUUUCCCCCAGAGUUUUACCUCGGAGAUAUUGUCAACCCCUAUAUCAAACCCUCCACCUAAGGUCCAUACUGAGAUUAUUCAUCUUAACACCACAUCAAAGCCUGUCGUGGUUAAAACGCUUAAUGAAUAUCAGACAGAAACUAUUGAUAUUAACCCCAGAUAUCCACAUUCCUGGCUCAGUUCAGGUUCUGCACCAGUUGACAAUGAUACAAUUCCUUACUCAGAGAUGACCCACCCACUUUCAGAGGUGAAAUCAGACAGUUUUAGCCCUAUUCAAGACAAUGUCAGUUCUGUGCCUGAGGUUGAAAGCUCUGCCCCUCCCAUUUCUGAAUGUGUAACAUCCCAAGCGGCAGGCACUCGGGUUACUGCCUCUGAACAGAGAGUGAACCCAUUCAAACAGUUAGUCGAGGACGAAGCAAGCACCGAUCCUGUCAGUCCCGUCAGUCCUGUGCCUGAAAAAAUGAGCGCAUCAAAGUGUCUUGAGAUAAGAAUUGAACCAAGGGAGUCUUUUUUUGCUCCUUCUGGACCGACGGAGAGCUCUGAAGGGCCUGUAAGUCCAGCAUACCUGAGCGUGGGAUCAGAUGAAGGCAGUGGUAUGGAGAUCUACUACAGUGCUGAAGAAGACAACACAGAUGAGAGCGGGGGAGAAGAGAUGUACACGAUGAAGGAAAGGGGAGAAAUGUCAAUGGAAGACGGGGGGAGAGAGGCUGAGUUUCCACAGCGAGAGGAGAGUGCAGAAAGAUGGAUAAGAAAGAGAGAUGAGGGAGAAUUUCGGGGGUUGAUUGUUAAAGUGCAAAAUGAAGUAGGCAAAAUAGGCAAUGACGAAAGGAAAGAGAGAGUCAAUAGCCAAAUUGAAGUGGAGAAAAAAGUAGCAGGUCAGAGGCCACAGGCUCAAGUGCAGGACAUUGAGACGUCUACGUUUCUUGUAGGCGGUGAUGCAAGGAGUCAGGAGAAAGGAGUAGCAACCACAGUAUGGCCACAGGUGAGAGAAGAGGGGGAGGAGGAAGGAGAGAAGGAAUUACUUGCCACACCGGUUCAGCAGGUGAAAACACUGAUGGUAUGCAACUUUGCUCCACCCUCCACUGAGCUGCAUGGGCAGGGGGAGGGGUCCAGGGGAAACUGGACUGAGGAAUUGGAGAAAGAAGACCACUCUAAUGGGGACAUGCAACUCCUGAGUGAGGUGAUACAGUAUCGGAGUCACAAAGGCAUCAUGAGCUCUGUACAUGCUGAUUCCAGGAUCACAACAGAGGGAGACAUGCUCACACCCAGGUUAAGAGAGGCAGGAGAGCUAGUUUCACUCACUGCAGUGCCACACAACAUAGUUGAAGUGAGCAAAGAAAGCAUAAAAAGCAGCAGUGUCACUACAGCAAGUGCAGACACAGAUACGCCUGCUAGGGUGCAGGUUGUCACAAGUACUUUGACUCGCAGGGCUGAUCUGCAAUCAGAUGCCACGGAGGUUGAACACAAUAGGGUUCUAAAGAGUAGUGAGUGGGUGGAUACAAUUACUCAGAGCACAUACAGAACCAGGACGGUGGAAGAACAGGUGGCAGUCGAGUUGUCAGCCCCGAACGCAGACACACAACGUCCUGCUGCAGAGACACAGAUACACACAUCAGAGAAAUACAAGCAUCCGGCAGAAGUGCAACCCGACCUGAACCAGGGAUCCCUGACAGUAGCUUCAGAAGUCUUUGUUUUAAAGAAUCAGCUGCCUAAAGCCGAAAAGGAAUCUGUGGGCGAAAUGAGCUCAGGCUACAGCAGCCUGAGCACCAAACUGUCCCUAAAGAAUUCAUCUCUCCCUGAAGAGGAUGAUACCACAUUUAAAUACCGUAAAGUGACUGAAGCCAAUACCACUGAGGAUAGCCAGGACACGGCUACAGAUACAGGCUCAGAGUACAGAUGGAAGAACAAAUUUGACGGAGUUUCUCAGUACAUACCGUACACAAAAGAGUCUUCCUCCUAUUCUGAUCUCCCAGAGGCUUCAGCAUACAAACACCUGAGUGACCCCUCCCCCUCCCUCUAUUCAGAGGAUCGCUAUGGCAGCAGACUGACUGACAGGAGCAGGAUUUAUCAGAGCUAUGAGAGCGAGCCAGCAGAGGCACCAAAGGAGGAGUGGAAGCGGAGUUUAGUGGAGGAGGAGGAGCCUGCUGCACCUGCCAUGGAGAGAGAGGCAGAGUCAGAGAGGAUAAAGUCAGGCUGGGACUCACAGCAGCUGCCUUCGUCUAGCUUCACCUCGACACAACAAUCCAUCCAGGACACCUUCGACAGUUUCCAAGACAAAGACGACGACUCAUUCCGUUUUACUGGAGUGUUCAAGGCCACGCUGGUGGAGCUAGUUUCCGAGCCUGCAGCUCGCCCCUCCACUCCCCCUUCCUCCCCCGACGCAGACUCCCCGUACCAGUUGGACAUGGAUAGCCUAGUGGAUACCCUGAAGAACAUGGGACCUUCCUUUAGACCCAGGAACACAGGACUUCGUGGGCCUCCUCCGGUCCUCCUCUCCUCCCUGCCACCGAUCAAUGAGGAUGCUCCCAGCCCCAUCACCUUCGACAUGCCUGACUUCAUCAGGAGCCCCACUAAAAAGAUGGAGGCAAUGGGAAACCCUGCAGAGUCAAUCAAAGUAAAUUACACUCUGCCUGCUGAUCUGGGACUGAAGAGGAACAUCACCAGAGACACUCGCUCACCACUGGAACUACUCAAGCAGAACCAGCAGGAGCAGCAGCCGCCUGGAUCCAAUAUGCUGAACUUGCCCCUGAGAGUGUCUGCAACCAACAGUCUAGUAAUGAGAACAUCCUUUGACUCUUCGCCUGAGGAAUUAAAAUCCCCCGUGCUGAAUGGAAAUGGAUUGCAUUCACCUUCCGGCAUUGGCUCCCGCAUAGACAACAGUCUCAUCUUUAAAAACCACAGGUUAUCAUCCAUAGAUCAGACCAUGGAAAACGGAAAGGCCCAUCACCCGCUCUUCCGCACCGGCUCGCUCCCUGAUACGGGGCUUUCAAACGACCGCAUCAGUAUGGGACACAAGAAGCUCGGUGAACCGGGAACAGAAGCAGGGGGGUCUCGCUUCGAGCGUCUCUCCUUCCUUUUGAACUCCUCGUCGAGCUCCAUGUCCGGGGCCGAAGACCCCAACAGUCGUUUGAGUCGGCCCCCCCUGCUGGGCAUCGGCUCACCCACCUCCAGCAACAGUCCCACCCGCCUCCUCAGCCCCACCAGCCCCAUAGACCUCCAGAGGCCUUACAACACCGCAAACUUCCCCUUAUCCAUGUUCGGCCAGACACAGGGGACUGGUGCAGGUACUGGAGCACUGCGCAAUCCUAUCCUGCAGAGGAGCUUCAGUAGUGAUGGCGGCAUGGGGGGCUACCAGGCCAGGCAAGAAAUGGAGCCUGAGAAGAUUUUAGCAUCCAAAUACAGGGCCUUCCCUGAUGCCUAUCUCACAAAAGAGAAGGAGCAUGGGAAGCUCAAUCCUCGUCCUGGAAAGUUGUAUAUCUUUGACCGACCUGGAAUGUGCGGGCAGAGGCUCGAGGUGCGCAGUGAUGUCAUCGAUGCUACGCCAUGGGACCUGCAAGAGACCAUCUCCAUCAGGGUCGUCAGAGGAGGAUGGGUGCUGUAUGAGAAGCCUAACUUCAAAGGGGAGAAGAUCGCUCUGGACGAGGGAGACCUAGAGCUCACCUCCCCCUUCAACCCCCCAGAGGAGGAACUGCAGAACGGGCAGAUAGAGGGUGGAGAACAGAACGGAGAAUCAAGUGAAGAGAAAACUGAGACUAAGCCUGAGAGGAAGUUCAUCAUCGGGUCCAUUCGAAGAGCGGUCAGGGACUACAGCGUCCCAGAAAUCGGUCUUUUCCCAGAGGAGAACGCAGAAGGGAAGAAGGUCACCUUCAGAGACACGUCUGAAGAUGCCAGGAUUUUUGGUUACCCCAUCAAGGCCAACUCUAUCAUCAUUAAUGCUGGGCUAUGGCUGGUGUACGCACAUCCCUUCUUCCAGGGCAUACCCCGUGUCCUGGAGGUGGGGGGGUUCCCCAAUCCCGCGGCAUGGGGAGUGGAACAGCCCUAUGUGGGAUCACUGCAUCCACUCAAAGUCGGUGAACCUAAAGUGGAAAAUAUAAGUGAACCAAAGAUGGAGGUAUUUGAAAAGCCAUACUUCUCUGGGAAAUCGAGGACCAUCCACAUCGACAUGAGGAACUUCAUGACCAGAGAAGACCGGCAGCAGACGGCCUUUAUGCACAACGUGGGCUCUCUUAAAGUCCAGGGAGGAAUCUGGGUGGGCUACGAGAAGGAGGGCUACCGAGGGCGCCAGUACCUGCUGGAGGAGGGGGAGUACCACGACUGGAGGGUGUGGGGGGGCAUUGACGCCGAGAUGCGCUCCGUCAGGGUGAUACGAGCAGACCUAACAGAGCCCAUGAUGAUGAUGUUUGAGCAGCCAGAGGAAGACCAGGAGGGAAUGGCGGAGGACAACACAUUCGAGGUGACGGACGCCAUUGCUGACGUUGAGCUGUUGGAGUACAAACCCUCCACGCGCUCCAUCCAAGUAUUCAGCGGGGCAUGGAUAGCCUAUUCUCAUGUGGACUUCUCUGGUAACCAGUACAUCUUAGAGAAAGGUUUCUAUAACAACUGUGCUGACUGGGGCUCUCAGGACAACCGCAUCUGCUCCGUGCAGCCCAUCCUGAUGGCUCCAACGGACAGCACAAGGACCAGCAAUCAGCUGAUACUGUACACUGAGGCAGACUUCAAGGGCCAGUGUCACAUCUUUAACCGCAACCAGGAAGAAAUCCCAGAAAAAGUACUGACCAAGUCCUGCAGAGUGUCCGGGGGAAGCUGGGUGCUCUACGAGGAUAGAAAGUACUCUGGGAACUUGUUCGUCUUAUCUGAAGGAGACUACCCCAAUCUGACCAGCAUGGGAUGUCUGCCCGGCUCCUACAUCCGCUCUGCCAAGCUCGUCCCGAUAACAUUCUCCGUCCCCUCCAUCUCUCUGUUUGGCCUGGAGUGUCUGGAGGGCAGAGAGAUCACCAUGGACUCAGAGAUCCACAGCAUGAUGGAAGAGGGCUUCAACAACCACAUCCUGUCUGUCAGAGUCAACAGCGGAUGUUGGGUGAUAUGUCAAUACAGUAACUACAGGGGGCGCCAAUUCCUACUGGAACAAAUUGAGGUCACCAACUGGCUGAAGUUUAGCUCGCUAGAGACUAUUGGCUCAAUGUUCCCAAUCAGACAGAAGCGCCACUUUCUCCGCAUCAAGAACCAAGAGAGGGGUCACUUCCUGUCGAUCCAGGGCGGCGUGGAGGAGCUGAAAUCAGGACGAGUGGUGGUGACACCAGAGUGUGAGCCCAUGAGCGACGUCUGGUUCUAUGAGAACGGCUUCAUCAAGAGCAAGUUGUCCCCCGUCAUGAGCCUGCAGGUGGUGGGCAACGUAGAGCCGGGAGCCAAGGUGGUCCUGUGGGCAGAGACCCGGCAGCCCAUCCAGAACUGGUCCGCCAAGAUGAGAGGCCUCAUCACCAACCUGACUUUCCUUGGCUUCGUCCUGGAUGUCAAAGGUGGCAAAUCCUACGACAAGGACCAUGUGGUGAUUAUGCCGGAGGAUGAUGAGAGGCCAAGCCAACAGUGGGAGAUAGAGCUGCUAUAAAAAGCUCCCAUCUCCCUUUUCAAGCUUUGCUCAGCAGUGCAUCUCUUUACAAACCCAUGAUACCACAGCCUGGGAUCCACUGCUUUAUUUGUUCCCACUCCAUGAAUGAUGUCACUUGUAUGAACAUUGUGAGAGUAAGAAUCUAAAUAAGCACUGAAAAGCUGCACCAAACAGUGCAGUGCUUUGCAGAGUUUUCUAUUUUUCUGUCAUUCAAAUUCUCCCAGUCAAAUUAGGAUUUCUGUAUGCAAGGAUUAAAAAAAAAGAGAAAGUGCCUUCUCCUGCUGCAGAGGUUCAUCACGAGUUGUAAAGCUGGAAUACAAUGUAUUUUUGGAGAAUGUACAUACACUGCAUUGACAGAACAAAUGGACUUUUAUCAAAUCUUAUCACCUUAAUUCAAGUAUUUAACCUAGAAUCUCCCUGUAUGUAUGAUUACUGCUCAUGUACAUUCUGACUGUGGAAGGUUGAUGUAGUUCAUUCUUUGUUAUCCUUUUUUACAAUGAAGCAAACCUAGUUUCCAUUUUAAGACAUUGUUUUCCUGCUGUAAAGAAACAAGGGGCAACCAGUGCUUUAAACAGAUUGUGGCAAAAUGAAGCCAAACAGAUGCAUAGUGUGCAGGAAACGUAUGCUUUGGUUUAUUAAAGGUGUUUUAUGUUAUGUAUGUAUGGAUGUUUAUUUGUGGGACAUGUUGCAGUAUAUCACAUUGAAUUGUGCAGGGCAAGGAUAUGUCAAGUUACCAUGUAUUUGUUGUACUUUUAAAUGUUUAAAUUGUUACAUAUAUUUUACUUUGUGUCUGCAUCAGCUGUAUGUUAAUAUAUAGUCUAUGGUUAAUAUUUGAUGCUGAAGUUGUGAUGUCAGAUUGUAUGUAAGAGGGAGUGGUUUUGAAAUAUUAAAUACAAUUAAACCUUGUUUAUUGGAA